UCAUGGGUUCUUGAUUUAUUGCUGAUCCAAAUUCUUAAGAAUCUCCCUGUUUCAUGGGUUCUUGAUUUCUGCUGAUCCAAGUUCUUGCCUUUCUGUUCUCCCAUUUAGCCUUGAUAGCAUGCGUAUUAGCCUAUUUUUAUAUAAAAGUAGAUAUCUUGGUCUGGACGCUCGCCCGUUCAUCGGCCGGCGCUCUAGGUGUCGGCCUCUGCCUUCCGCCCGCGUCGCCCAUCCACCGUGAGAGAUCGCUGCGGCGAGGCGAGCCUUCGUCUACCACAGCUUCUCUAUCGAAGCGAGUACUUCUUCUGAUUGUUUUCUUCCUCGCCGUCGCUUCGCUCCGGGGGCGGGGGAGGGGUUUGCGCCGCCGGCCAUCUCUGGCGGCCGCCGGAGCUCGCAGGGAUGGAAUGGCAGAGCAAAGCUCCGAUUCCCAACCCACCGAGGCAUUCGAGUACAUGCUGCUUGAGAGGGAUCCUGACCUCUACCGAACGGUCUUCUCCGGCCCGAGCCAGAUAAGCCCAUGGAUUGACCCAAGCGUGCUGAACCUGAAGCACCGGAUAGGGAGAGGCCCGUUUGGGGAUGUCUGGAUAGCAACUCACCAUCAGAGAACGGAGGAUUACGACCGGUACCACGAGGUCGCAGUGAAGAUGCUGCAUCCAAUCAAAGAUGACCAGCUGCAGCUCUUCUCGGCAAGGUUCGAUGAGAUCUUCAGCAAAUGCCAGGGCCUCGGCAAUGUCUGUUUCCUGCAUGGUAUCUCAACACAGAAUGGAAGGAUUUGUAUAGCAAUGAAGUUUUAUGAAGGAUCCAUUGGAGACAAGAUGGCUAGGCUUAAAGGUGGAAGGCUCCCUUUGUCAGAUGUUUUAAGAUAUGGAGCUGAUUUGGCACGUGGAGUACUAGAUCUACACACCAGAGGAAUAUUGAUCCUAAAUCUGAAACCUUGCAAUUUUCUCAUAGAAGAACAUGAUCGUGUUGUGCUGGGUGAUUUUGGGAUCCCAUCCCUGCUGUUUGGACUUUCACUACCUAAUCCAGACCUUAUCCAAAGGCUUGGAACUCCAAAUUACAUGGCUCCAGAACAAUGGGGACCAAACAUCAGAGGUCCGAUUAGUUACGAGACUGACUCAUGGGGUUUUGCCUGCAGCAUCCUUGAGAUGUUGAGUGGUAUUCAGCCAUGGCGUGGAAAAUCACCAGAUGAGAUCUAUCAGUUGGUUGUCCUGAAGAAAGAAAAACCAAUAUUCCCAUACAGUUUACCUCCAGACAUUGAAAACGUCCUUUCUGGGUGCUUUGAGUAUGACUUCAGAGACCGUCCCUUAAUGAAAGAUAUAUUGCAUGCAUUUGAGAGUGCUAAAGAUGCAGAUCAUGACAACAUUGUCUGGGACAAUUCUGAAAAUUUAAGGGUGGACAGGCCAACCCUGGCAAGUCGCACCAACUGGUUGCUCUAUAAGGACAAGCUGCAAGUGGGUGACAAGGUCCGCUCAAGAAAGCUUCAAAAUUCUUGUAGUCCUGAAACUAGGGAAAUCCCUGAUGGAACAAUAGUUGGCAUGGAGGAAGAUGGAGAUUGUGACGGUUACAUUCUUGUCCGAGUCCAUGGGCUACACAAUCCUUUAAAGGUUCGAUCCUCAAUGGUUGAGAGGGUAACCUAUGGUUUUGCUGCUGGAGACUGGGUACGCCUGAGGGAGGAGGACAAAAGGCGUUCACAGGUUGGCAUUCUUCAUAGCAUUGACCGUGAUGGUGUAGUGACUGUUGGUUUGAUAGGAAUGGACACCCUUUGGAAGGGUAAUUAUUCAGAUCUCCAAAUGGCUGAAGCCUACUGUGUUGGGCAGUUUGUGAGACUGAAAGUCAGCAUUUCAAGCCCACGGUUUGAAUGGCAGCGAAAAAGGGGUGGAGGGUUAGCUACAGGCCGAAUUUCACAGAUACUACCGAAUGGGUGUCUUGUCGUGAAAUUUCCUGGCAAAUUUAGCCUUGGUGAAGUAUGCAGUUGCCUGGCAGAUCCUUCUGAGGUGGAGGUGGUGAGCUUUGACAAGUGCAACGGGAUUGUGAAGAAGUAUGAGCAUCUCGAAGACUUCCAUUGGGCAAUGAGGCCCCUGUUCAUUGCUAUAGGUUUCUUCACCGCUCUCAAGCUGGGUGCCUUUGUUGGGAAGAGCAUUGUGAGGCCAAGGAGUCGAAAGGUUGCCAGCAUCUCUGAUCAGAGCGGUGAUCACCAGCAACUGCAGCAAGAAGUCCAAAACAGUGUCAAUGUGGCAUGGCUUCCUCCACCAGUGGCAAACAUGUUUUUUGGCGAUGGUGUCACGCCUUCUGGAUAAGAAAUCAUAAGAUCAAUUUAAAGAUGGAGAUUUUCUGGAAUUAGCUUCUGGAAUUCUGGAUUAUGGACUGCUUCAACCAAACGUAGUUGUGCAUAUUUAGGCGUGAAACUUUUCAUCGUACUAAAACUUCCGUGAAUCUCUCUCUGCAACUCUGCACGUCUGCUUCUGUACAUUUAUUCUAGAAUCAUCUCCAGAUGUUCUUAAAAUAUACAAUUAUAUGAAGUUAUUUCCUGUA
This is a messenger RNA of Phragmites australis (common reed), 2529 nucleotides long. Its product is annotated as protein KINASE OF THE OUTER CHLOROPLAST MEMBRANE 1-like. Gene Ontology annotation, molecular function: ATP binding; protein kinase activity. NCBI's taxonomy places the organism in Eukaryota, Viridiplantae, Streptophyta, Magnoliopsida, Poales, Poaceae. The transcript is spliced from 5 exons. Gene Ontology annotation, biological process: protein phosphorylation. The record is from RefSeq and is a predicted model, not a curated record. Bases 402 to 2294 code for a protein of 630 amino acids.